AGUACUAUGUUUUCAGUCUUGUACCUUAUUUAAGACUGGUGACGCUCAACCACAACUUUCCACUGACUCUAGAUAAUCACUGAGCACUUCCGUGGCUGUGCUUUUAAGGGGAGACUUGAUCAACGCUUUGAUUAAAUAUACAUUUAUAUAUAUAUAUAUAUACAUUUAUAUAUAUAUUAAAGAUCAUUAUAAAAGGAAUUUGAAAAUCGAAAUAAUUUGUGUGAGUUUCUGAAGGCAUCAUGUGGAUUAUCCAUCCUGUGAUUGUUUUUACUCUUUGUAUGUUUUUCUUCAGUGUGUUGGCAGACACCAACCAUAAAAACCCAGGAAACGCAGCUUGUGACAAUAUUCAUCUCUUGCUGUACGCCAUCAUCUGUUUUCUCAUUGCCGUAGUUAUCAUUCUCCUGGUUCUUCUGUUUAAAAUGUUCAUCUCAAUGCAAAAGGCCAUUAAAAGAAACACUAUCCAAACCAUCAGCGACACGAGGGAAUCAACCGCUUUGUGCCAGAAUAGCGCUUUAAGCGUUUCCCCUACUUCAGGCGAUGGUGCAGAUAAUUCAUCUUCUACUAGUUCUGGGACCCCUGAAGGCUCGGGCUUUUGUUUUUGUGUGUUUUUGGAUGUCAGCUGUCAGAUCUUUCCACUACCUCUCAACGGUACGUAAGCCUUGAAGACCGUCGAAAGACUUCUGACUACAUAAAUGUUUCAGAAACUGGACUAGUGGACUUUAAAAAAAUGGAUAUAGACUAUGUCAAUGUUCAAGAGUCCCAACAGAAAAAGGUUAAAAGUAAAGGCCAAGUGAGCCGUGAUGACGGUACGACAAGUAUUAGCAGCGAUGAUUCUGCUGUGAAUUACUCCAAAGUUGUCUUUACUAAGGCGAAUAAGUGAAAGAUCAUUAGUAGAUUCACUGAAAUGUGCUUAAAAGGAUCAGACAUUGAGAACUGAAUAACGUCGUCAUUUACUCAACCUCAUUGUGUGGUUCAAAAAAAUAUAUUUUCGCCCCUAACUAUUAAAAAGUCAGUGUGGUCAAAUAU
Molecule: messenger RNA, 1026 nt
Organism: Puntigrus tetrazona (Sumatra barb)
Lineage: Eukaryota; Metazoa; Chordata; Actinopteri; Cypriniformes; Cyprinidae
Exons: 6
Coding region: 240-656 (138 amino acids)
Source: RefSeq, a predicted model, not a curated record